CUUAGCUCCGAGAAGAUGAAAGGUCGGAGCAAACAGACAGGAUCGGGACGGCAAGGAGCAACGCAGGGACCACAGGAGCGCCACACACACCCCGAGGUUUCGGCCCCUGUUAGAGUCACUUCUCUUUCCCUUGCGGAACGCUUAUUCCAGGAACCACGGAGCCGGUCACAACCGAAACCGCGGGAGCGCGUCCGGGCGACACCGGGCCGACGCGGGAACCAUCCCCCGAGGACCUCCUCCCCAACCCGAAGGCUUCCUCUCGGCCGUCCUCACCUGCCAGUCAUCAUGAACUUAUUUCAGCUGAUUCGUGACCACUGGGUUCACAUACUUGUCCCCGCGGGCUUUAUCUUUGGAUGUUAUCUAGACAGGAGGGAUGAUGAAAAGCUGACUGCCUUCCGGAAUAAGAGCAUGCUUUUUCAAAGGGAACUGAGGUCCAAUGAAGAAGUUACUUGGAAGUAAAGACUGGUUAAAUCACUGAAUGAUCACAUUUUAAAAGUUGUAAAAGAAAUAAAAACAUGAUUUAGAUGAA
Psammomys obesus (fat sand rat) is the source of this 529-nucleotide messenger RNA. RefSeq names its product NADH:ubiquinone oxidoreductase subunit B1 (gene Ndufb1). The coding region runs from base 16 to 459 and encodes 147 amino acids. Lineage: Eukaryota; Metazoa; Chordata; Mammalia; Rodentia; Muridae. The record is from RefSeq and is a predicted model, not a curated record. The transcript has 3 exons. Gene Ontology annotation, cellular component: mitochondrion.